AUACUCAAGGGCGGUAUCUAUGACGAACUGAUAGCAAAAAUUUGUUGGCUUGUUGCUUGCCUCAGCUCAGGUGCCCCCGGGCUUAUCAACUUGACAAACACCACAAGACGGACCCGAUAGUCACUCUACAGCAAAUAUGGUCUUCUCUUUCCUGCCGAGCAUUGUCCCGGCAUUUCCAGAGUAUACGGGGCCCUACAAAGUGGGCGCUGUAGACGUCGAAAUCCCAAUAUCGGAGAUUGGCUCUGUGAGCGCAACCCCAAACGAAGCUGAUCACAUCCACACCAUUCAGUUCAGGAUAUUCUAUCCCGCUACUCCUGACACGAACAAUGAAGGCAUUACCUGGCUCCCGCCUCCUCAGCGUCUCGCUGUUUGGGCUUAUAGCCAGUUUCUUGGGCUGAGUUCCAGAGUCGCAUCCGUUCUAUCGUCAGUACCCCAUCACCCGUAUCACUAACAAUCAGAUUUAGCUGACUUUGUAUCCAGAUUCUUGCCCAGGCAUCUUCAUUACAUCAAAAUCCCGGUUCACGCAAAUGCUACGCUCUUACCUCCUCAGUCGG
This is a messenger RNA of Neurospora tetraspora, 554 nucleotides long. RefSeq lists its product as uncharacterized. Gene Ontology annotation, molecular function: 1-alkyl-2-acetylglycerophosphocholine esterase activity. Bases 137 to 451 code for a protein of 104 amino acids. The transcript has a single exon. Lineage: Eukaryota; Fungi; Ascomycota; Sordariomycetes; Sordariales; Sordariaceae. The record is from RefSeq and is a predicted model, not a curated record.